AUGCUUGAAGAACACUUUGACCAAGAAAAGUACGACGAAAUUGUUCGACGCUCCACUUUGCCAACUAUUGAGAUAACUCAGUAUGCUCAAGAGCUACUUGAUACUAUCCCAAUAUCAAAGUUGGCUACAGUAUAUAUUAGAGUAGCACUUUACCAAGCUGGCUUCAAACUGUCAUUUAAUCUUGUAUUGAAUCAUGAUACUGGCUUUAUCGAAAUCACAGUUUGUCAUUUGUAA
Messenger RNA from Cokeromyces recurvatus, 234 nucleotides. RefSeq lists its product as uncharacterized. Bases 1 to 234 code for a protein of 77 amino acids. The transcript has a single exon. The record is from RefSeq and is a predicted model, not a curated record. Lineage: Eukaryota; Fungi; Mucoromycota; Mucoromycetes; Mucorales; Mucoraceae.